This is a messenger RNA of Aspergillus tanneri, 1158 nucleotides long. RefSeq lists its product as uncharacterized. The record is from RefSeq and is a predicted model, not a curated record. Gene Ontology annotation, molecular function: protein binding; 6-phosphogluconolactonase activity. The coding region runs from base 1 to 1158 and encodes 385 amino acids. The transcript is spliced from 4 exons. Lineage: Eukaryota; Fungi; Ascomycota; Eurotiomycetes; Eurotiales; Aspergillaceae.
AUGAGUUGCAAGCUUCUUCUUUCCGGCGACCGGAAUAACUUCACGACCCUUGCCCUUGACUUCGACAGAAAAAAGCUGAGCAUACUUGCGGAUUACCCGGCACCUUGCAAUGCUUCCUGGAUUGAAAGAUCAUCUUCACAAUGGAGCGUUGAUCAUCUCGUUGGCCUAUCAGAGGGUAUUGAGGCCGGGCUCUUGUACAGUUUUGACAUCGACCACGCGCAGGAAACGUGUAAAAUUACCAGUCAGCAAGCCACCCUGGGCGCACCUGGUCACUUCAUAACAGUUCGAGAUGGUUCUGCACUUGCGCUCGGAACGUACCUUGGUGGCUCCGUUGCACUGUAUCCCAUCUCCACCGACAAGACGGGCAAACUAUUGCUCAAAGAUGCGCCGCGAUGCGAGAUCCUGCCAGAAUUCCCAUACAAGUCGGAAGGACAUGGUCCAAAUCAUGUCCGACAGCGCCAAUGCCAUAUACACCAAGUACUCGAAGACAGCCGCGGCCUGUUGUACGCUCCAGACUUGGGAUCGGACCGGGUGUGGAUCUUUCGCCGCGACGGCCUGAAGCUGGAUCUGUGCGGCUGGCUGCAGUGCCCUCCUGGCACCGGCGCUCGACAUGCCGUACUGACACCUGAUGAGAGGAUUAUGUACGUGAUCGGCGAGCUGUCGCACACAGUCGUUGCAUUCGAUCUGUCCAACGCUCCCACCAACGGCAUAUUACCUAUUGAUGGCUUUGCACCUAACGUGAUUCCUCCAACCGUUCGUCCCCACCAUCAAUUCAUGAUGGAUUCCGCCGAGAUAUGUCUUCACCCAAUUAUUCGGAACGUGCUCUAUGUUAGCAACAGGUGGGAAAGACAGAUUGCGCAACGUGAGCCUCAUCUCAAAGAUGUCCCAAAGGAGCUACCGCCGGGAGAUGACGUUGCGAUUAUUUUGCUCUCAGAGGAUGGCAGGAAGGCCAGGGAGGUGAAACAUGUCCGAACCAAUGUAGAUGUCAUUCGCGGCAUGCGGCUCAGCGAUGAUGGCAAAUAUGUUGCUGUGGUUGGGCAGGAGGGUGGCGGAGUCGAGGUCUACGAGAUUAGUGGAGAGAAUGGAGACGUGUGGGCACUUGUAGCAGGGCUUGAAGAGGGAUUGGAGUCAGGCAUAAAGCAUGUUAUCUGGCUGUAG